Messenger RNA from Papilio polytes (common Mormon), 897 nucleotides. RefSeq names its product elongation of very long chain fatty acids protein AAEL008004-like. The record is from RefSeq and is a predicted model, not a curated record. The transcript is spliced from 7 exons. Gene Ontology annotation, molecular function: fatty acid elongase activity. The annotation marks the transcript as partial. NCBI's taxonomy places the organism in Eukaryota, Metazoa, Arthropoda, Insecta, Lepidoptera, Papilionidae. Gene Ontology annotation, cellular component: endoplasmic reticulum membrane. Gene Ontology annotation, biological process: fatty acid elongation, polyunsaturated fatty acid; fatty acid elongation, saturated fatty acid; very long-chain fatty acid biosynthetic process.
AAAUAACUAUUAUAAGUGUAGUAAUAUUUAAAUUUAAGCUUAAAUUUAAUUACACGUGUUAAUUUCUCAACAGAAAGAGUUCAAGUAACAGAAAGUGCAAAUAUGGAUACGGCGGUUGAAAAUAUGCGUCAGAAAUAUAAUUUUCUUAUCAACGAAGCUGUGCAUAAAAAAACAAAUUCCUGGUUGCUAGUUUCGGACCCUGUUAGUCUAUUCGUCAUCCUCGCCUCUUACUAUUACUUCUGCACGUGGCUUGGCCCUUUGUGGAUGAGGGACAGGAAACCCUUCCAAUUGAAGAAAACUUUAAUAGUUUACAAUGCCUGCCAAGUUUUGAUGAGUUUAUACUUGGUGUACUGCGGAUUAGUCUUUGUCUUCUCUGGUGACUACAACCUGUUAUGCGCUCCCGUUGAUUACUCUGACAGACCUUCUGCGGAUUGGAUUGCGGGUGCCACCUGGUGGUUUUUCAUAGCAAAGUUGACCGAGUUGUUGGAUACUGUAUUUUUUGUUUUGAGAAAAAAAGAUAAGCAGAUAUCGACGUUGCACAUUUACCAUCACACGGUAAUGCCGAUCAUUACUUGGAUUGGAGUCAAAUAUCUGCCAGGCGGACACUCCACUUUGACAGCUCUGUUAAACUCGUUCGUCCACGUCGUAAUGUACGGAUAUUAUUUAGUUUCCGGACUCGGACCGCAAUACCAAAAAUAUCUUUGGUGGAAGAAACAUGUGACAUCACUGCAAUUGAUCCAGUUCGUUAUAAUCGCGUUACAUAACGCCUACCCCCUGGUGACCAACUGCAAUUUUCCCAAAUGGUUUAACAUCAUGGCCAUCAUUAACGCUGUAGCCUUUGUAUACAUGUUUGGUAAUUUCUAUUACCAUAGUUAUAUUAAGAAUAAUAAAUCAAGA